AUGGACACCUUUGGCACCAAGUUAAAGCAGAAGGCUCUGAAGCAACCUAAGCAGAAGAAAUCCAAGUCGGCUGAAUUUCUGAUGGGGGAAGAAGAGAGGGAUGUAGUAGUAGGCAUAGAAAACCCAGCUUUUAAUGGAGGAGGAAGUGCCAAGUCUUCUGUUCCUCUGGUUUGGUUGGGAAGAGAAAUUCGAGGUGACAGGCCGGAUAGCACCCUUGCAGCUCACCCAAAAAAAAUGGAGCUGCAAGCCCCUGCCAAAGAAAGAGGAGAUGAACAUGCCCAAAAUUACUUUGACCCGUCGUCGGCAGCGCAGACGGACCCAAGACAUUGCAGGAUGGCUGGGGCCAGCACUGAAGAUGAGCUGGAAUUAACAUUAUUAAAUGCAGAUGGAAACAGACUGUAUCAGACGAUGGCCGCACUGUUGGAUGAGGACGACACCUUCAUAGACAUACCUGGUACACUGCAAGCCUCCGGGGAUGAGGAGGUGUUGGAGGUGAAGUCAGGUGAUCCGGUGCUUCAGCGGCGACUGAUGCUCCACAGUGGUGGUCGUGCCUCGGGGUCCGGGCCCUCCCAGCCCCACGCCACUGCCAGGACCCAGUUUGAGACUGGUGCUGGGCUGGAAGUGGAAGCUGGACCCGAAGCAGGGAGGAUGGUAAUGGGAAGCGAGAGCACUGUAAAAAUGAGAAUAGCUGAGGAGGUGAUCCCCCACUACACCCAGCAGCUGAGGGAGCGUGUGCAGCCUGACAUGAUCACGCUUGGCAGCCUUUCACUGCAGCAGCAAGUGGCUCAGAAGGGACCAGUGAAGAGUGGAGAGUGGGCAACGAGAAGGAAGAAACUAAUAGCCUUCCUCACUGGGAAUAUGAAGGAGCCCCAUUCACAAAGAGACGAAGCGGGAGGAGCAGCGCCACAACCCGGGCUGAACACGCUGCUCCGGUGCGGCAGAAUCACCGAAAGCCCGUCGCUCCGAGUGCUGGGGGAAGGCCAAGAGGAGGCGAUGGCCAAAUUUGAGCAGAUGACGGAGCUCCCGGGAUCCUCCUCCUCCUCGGCGUCACGGCCCAUGUGGCAGAUGAACCAGAGAACAACUCCCCAGCCUGUGGAGGUGUGUGUGUGCUGCCUAAGAGCCGCCAGAGACAAACUACCCAGGGGCCUCUACGCCGUCAGCGUGUCCCUGUACAGUCGUCUCGGGGGUUCAGCUCUGGCUUGGCACAGGGAGAAGGAGGAGCAACAGUGGGCUGUGACCACCGAGCCGGUCGAGCAUCGGGGCCGCUUCCACGACACCGACCUGCACAUCAACCAGAGCCUGUUCACGAUUUUACCUGCAGCCCGUGAGGUCGUCCCCUCCAUGGUUCUGAUAUUCCAACUGAUCGCUCUGCCGGGAGCCAGCAGCCACGUCAGCUCCGUGGUGGCGUGGGGGGCAUUUCCUGUUUGCGGCCCGGGCCUCGGCCUGGUGCAGGGCAGGUUCAAGACGCCUCUUCUCAGGGGGGAGCCCAACGCACAACUGGACCAGUUUAAAAAAAUUGAAGGCCUCCUCUCCUCUGAUCUCGACCACUGGCUGUGCAACAUGUACUUUCAGGUCAAGAGGCUCCCGUCCAGGGGGCCGGAGCACGGCACCACUGCACCGCUCCCCCCUGCCAACCCCCCAGUGGUGCCACAACCCGACCCACUCCAGAGCCAGCUUCCACUGCAGCCCCAGCCCUCGUCCCAGCCCCAGCUUUGUACCCAGUCCCUUCAUCCUCAGUCCCUCUUAUACCCCCACCAGCAGCAGCCGCACGCGGGCCCCAGCAGCGGAGCAGGAGAGCCCGCUGCGGUGUAUUCUCACCGGGGGUCUCCUCUCCACCUGUCAGCUGAUUCCGCGUGCUCCUCCUCCUCCCUGCCAGGGAAGAAUUCCUCAUCCGGAGCCAUUUCUGGGACCACAGGAGAGAAGGGGGAUCCGUGCGGCAGGGCGAGAGCAGAGGGCGGAAUCCACUACAAGAAGAAGCCAAUCAAGAAGACAAAUAGCUGCGGCCCCAGCGUGAGCAGCGGCAGCGCGCCGCCUCGGCAGGCAGGCAAACAGAGGAUGCGGCAUUCGGUGGAGAACCUCUCCACGGAGGAGAUGGAGGAGUAUACAUUCUCCCUACAAUCACCAGUGACGGGACCUGUCUCCCGCCCCCCCCGCCUGUCCGAACGAGCCCGCCUGGCCCUGCACAUGCUGUCGUCUGACCUGGGCCUGCCGUUGCCGGGGCAACAGCAGCCGCGUACGAGCUGGCGCGGCUCUGUUCGGAAGCUCAGCCUCAUUAUGCUGCUGAUGGCUUUGAUGUGGUUUGUGAGGCUCUACCUGCAUUACUGCAGCCAGUGGCUCUACCUCCAGGCCAUAGCAGUUCCUGUCAACAAGUUCCAGUUCCACGCACACACCGUGCAGCUUGUAUACCAGAGUUCCUUGCUCCACAUCUGGGAGGAGAUGGCGAUGCUGGUGGUGGGUCCCCUGACCUUGAACGCAUUAACGUUCCUGCUGGUUCUGAUCAGAUGGGGCUGUCAACAGAUAUUUGGCUCACUCCCUUCCUUCACGUCAAAGUUUAUCAUGGCUCAGGGAGUGUGGACAGUCCUCGACCCUCUGGCGGUCUUCGCAGUGGACGCCGUCCUUGGGCGUCUCACCUACAGUCCGGACACACCAGUGGGGGACGCGGCAAAGCUCUACUGGCACUUUUAUCGAGCUGACCAAUCGGGUGCAGCCGGGCUGGUUAUCACUCUCUUCCUCUACGCGGUCCUGUUCCUGCUCUCCAUCACCAUCCUCUCCAUUUACCUGCUCAGAUUCCACAACGAUGGCCACAUGCUGGACAUCUUUCAGCGGCUUACAGCCAAAGAGGGGAUGUACUUCCUGCCUCAAGAUCUGGAGCUGUCCAAUCAGGAGCUGAGCUACAUUGUCAAGAAGGCGGAGCAGUGGCGAGGCUUCAAUGGGGAGAGGCGCAAGGUGGCAGUUAAUGACUAUGUCUGGACAGCAGAAGACCCCCUCCCUGAAUCUGCAGCAUCUAGCAAUGACGCUCUGAGGGAGGGCGCCCCCCAUCCAGAGGGCGAGACCAGCACACAUGUGGUCGUCCACACCCUGUACCUGAGUGGGCAGAAACAAAGACACAGACACUUCCUCCGACAAUCUAACGGAGCUAUCAUUGAGGUGAUAGGUGACACCGAGGGGGUGCACGGGGAUCCCAGGAUGGCUUCCUGUCCAGGUCAGGGCUCCACCAAUCAGAGGGCAGACCAGGGAGGCAGGAGCGUCCCACAGCAGCUACGCCAACGGAAGAAACUGUUUUGCCGGUCCCAUCGUGUCGAGCCAGUAGGAGGAAGCGGGUGUGGCUCGAGCUUUGCACUGCACGACCUCAACCAAUGA
This is a messenger RNA of Limanda limanda (common dab), 3360 nucleotides long. RefSeq names its product orofacial cleft 1 candidate 1 (gene ofcc1). Bases 1 to 3360 code for a protein of 1119 amino acids. The transcript has 23 exons. Gene Ontology annotation, cellular component: perinuclear region of cytoplasm. The record is from RefSeq and is a predicted model, not a curated record. NCBI's taxonomy places the organism in Eukaryota, Metazoa, Chordata, Actinopteri, Pleuronectiformes, Pleuronectidae.